Molecule: messenger RNA, 294 nt
Organism: Plasmodium adleri (nom. inval.)
Lineage: Eukaryota; Apicomplexa; Aconoidasida; Haemosporida; Plasmodiidae
Product: conserved Plasmodium protein, unknown function
Exons: 1
Coding region: 1-294 (97 amino acids)
Source: RefSeq, a predicted model, not a curated record
AUGAACAAAAAUAAAUAUAAAAGUAAAAAGAGAUUGCCUAAAGGUAGUAAAAGAUACGUACCAACACAAGAAGAAGUUGAAAGAAGGAAUGCAGAAAUUAAUAGGAAAAAAUAUGAAGAUGAUUCAGAUGAAUCAGAAGAAUCAAAAAAUUCUGAACAGUCAGAUGAUGUCUCAAUAAAUGAUGAAGAUAAAAGUAAAGAAGAAAAUGUUCAAAAUGAAGAAGCACAAAAUAAAGAACCAACAAAUAAAAACUCGGAAGAAGAAAAUAGUGACAAUGAUAAACAAAGUCAAUAA